Molecule: messenger RNA, 3289 nt
Organism: Engraulis encrasicolus (European anchovy)
Lineage: Eukaryota; Metazoa; Chordata; Actinopteri; Clupeiformes; Engraulidae
Product: cyclic nucleotide-gated cation channel beta-3-like
Exons: 17
Coding region: 1-2058 (685 amino acids)
Biological process (GO): monoatomic cation transmembrane transport
Cellular component (GO): plasma membrane; intracellular cyclic nucleotide activated cation channel complex; photoreceptor outer segment
Molecular function (GO): intracellularly cAMP-activated cation channel activity; protein-containing complex binding; cGMP binding
Source: RefSeq, a predicted model, not a curated record
AUGAAAAGAAAGAAGAAGCAAAACCUGCUCCAGCUCCUGCUCCUGAGCCUGCAAAACCCGCAGCUGCAGCUGCCACUCCUGCUGAUGGAGCUGCCAACCCAGAUGGAGAAGAGCCAGAGCCGUGAGGAGCCAGAGAAGCCAAAGCCGAUUGUGAUUAACCGUUAUUCAGACGACCUGCUGAGAGAGGUGGCCCAUCGCAUUAGAGAGCGCACAGUAAUAUUUAAGGAAAAGGUCGUGGACCCUUACGCCUCUUCACCAGAACACAGCCCACCUCCCACACCUGUCUACCGGGUACCAGAUUGGAUCAAAAAGCAAGAGGCAGACAGGAUUGCAAAAGAGGAGGCAGAAAGGAAGAAAAAGGAGGACGAUGAGCGGAAGGCGAAGGAAAAGAAAGAGAAGGAUGAGAAGAUGAAAGAGCAAAAAGAGAAAGAAAAGAAGGAGCUGGAAGAGAAGCUGAAAGAGGAAGAGGCCAAUAAACCGAAGGAGGUUCGCCUACUCCCAAAGUGCAGCUGUGCCUGGCUGGAUAAAAUACUGGCGCCCCUAGAGGACAAAAUGGACGAGUAUUUGGGAAAUACAGUAGACCCUUUCACAGAUAUGCGUUACAUUAAGUGGAUGUUUGUGGUGACGAUUGCCUACAAUUACAACGUCUGGCUGAUUCCGUUGCGCAUGUGCUUCCCAUACCACACAGAGGAGUCCAUACCCUACUGGAUCUUCUUUGACAUCCUGUUUGACCUUGUGAUGAUUUUCGACAUCAUCGUUUUCCGCCAACGGUUACAAUUUGUAAAAGGUGGCGACAUUAUUAAAGACCGAAAAUUGACCAAAGAAAACUACAGAGCGUCCCCUGUCUGUAAGAUGGACAUGAUAAGUAUCAUUCCAUUUGACCUUCUGUCCUUCCAAUUUGGAUUCUUGUCAGUGUUCAGGGUGAAUCGCUUUGCAAGAAAUGAUUCUUUUAACGAGUUCAGUGAUCGUCUGGAGAGCAUCAUGAAACAAGCUUACAUCUGGAGGGUGACUCGAACAAUUGGCUACCUAUUGUACAUGCUUCACCUCAAUGCCUGCAUCUACUAUGUGGCCUCAGCCUAUCUGGGUCUUGGCACUUCUAAGUGGACCUAUGACGGACAAGGAAAUGCGUACCUGCGUUGCUACUACUAUGCCACUCGAACGCUGAUCAACAUUGGCGGUCUGCCUGAGCCCACCACUGUAUUUGAGAUCGCUUUUCAAAUGUCCAACUUCUUCGUGGGUGUCUUUGUCUUCUCCAGUUUGCUUGGACAGAUGAGGGAUGUCAUUGGAGCAGCAACGGCUGGCCAGACGUACUUCCGCAACUCCAUGGACAACUGUGUGGCCUACAUGGUGGCCAACCGCAUCCCCAAGCUGGUGCAGCACCGCGUCAGGACCUGGUACAACUACACCUGGGACGCGCAGGGCAUGCUGGAUGAGGGGGAAUUGCUGGACAGGAUGCCUACUGUGAUGAAAACAGCUAUAGCGGUGGACAUCAACAUGGCCACUUUCCAGAAGAUUGACCUCUUCAAGGGCUGUGACAACCAGAUGAUGAUUGACAUGUUGCUGCGACUCAAAUCCAUUAUCUACCUGCCAGGAGACUUUGUAGUGAAAAAGGGAGACAUUGGUAAGGAGAUGUACAUCAUCAAGUCUGGAGCUGUGCAGGUGGUGGGUGGCCCGGACAACUCCAUCGUUUUUGUGACGCUGAAGGCUGGCUGUGUGUUUGGGGAGAUCAGUCUGUUACAGUCCUCAGCCAACGGAGGCAACAGGAGGACGGCUAACGUGAAGGCUCACGGCUUCGCCAACCUGUUCGUGCUGGAAAAGAAGGAUCUGUUCGACAUCUUGGUGCACUAUCCAAACUCUCAGAAAGUUCUGGCAAGAAAGGGAAAGAAGCUGAUGAAGGCCAAGGGUCCGGGGGCUGCCAAGGCAGAGGAGGACAAGAAGAAGGCCAUGACGCUCUUCACUCAGAAGCCCCAGACACCCAAGCUGCUGAGGGCCUUCGGUGGCCUGGGGAAAGGAGGCUUCUUGGAUAAACUCAAGGCUGCAGCUGCUGAACAGAAAUAGUAAUAAAGCGCUGGCAUUGUAUGUCUGCAUGUGGACGCUAUGGGCUGGGUUAACUUCACUGCAUGGACACAGUUUUAAAACAAUGAACUGAUACAGUACACCAAAAUAAAUAUACACGCACAUGUGACCACCUCGAGAGGAAUACAAUUGUCUGAGGGGUCAGUUGUGCUGGGUCCAGAGAGGUGGGGGGAUUUGGAGCCCCAUUACAUUCCAUGUAUUAGGUGAGGAGGUGGAGGCCCCUUCAGACGACUUUCCACUGGGCCCAGCCAAAGCUGUCAGCAGCCCUGAAUGGCAUCAUAUUUUUGAACAGUCAUGCUAAGAUGGAUCAGACAAUGUACUCCGAAAAAAAUGCCCAUGUAAAGGUAGUUAAGAUGUAUAAUGUGCACACCAGGGAUGCAAUUCUAAACCUUCUUUGCAUUUGUGAUUGGCGGAUGAAAAAUAUUUCCAGAUAUUAUAGAAAAUCUAUUUCUAAAUGUAUGGUACUUAAUUUGUAGGUAAUUCAUUUUGUUUGGGCUUUUAUCUGUUGUACUUCAUCAUUGUGUUUUAAGUGGCUUCUUGGCUGUGAUUACUUGGGGAAAAUACUGCUUUAAAAGGAAUUUUCACAGUUUUUUGCAAUGGUUUUUCCCGAGUUGUAAUGGUUUUUUAUGAGCUCCUUAGACCUAAGGCUAACACCUCCACUGACUGCAGAUGGUCAGAGCAAAAAGACAGAGGAGGCAGGGAUCAUCAUUAGUAGUCAUGAUAUUGUUUUUUUAUUAUUAAGCUUGUAGUCAUGUACAAUAAACAGCUCAUGGGAACAUUUUACAGAUAUAGGGAGGCCAUACAUAUGUCAUAUAGCAAAAGUGAAAUGUAAAGCAAGAUAGAUCUGUCAACAUGAUUUGUGCUGUUUGUUUGUCAUUAGCGUGAAUAGAGAAUGUAUUUCUUGAUGUACAAAAUAAUCCAAGGAACAUUUCCUUGUAAUUUUCUGGUUAUGCUCUCAGGGAGAAUAUUACAUCUCAUUUGUGAGAUGAUGGCUUAUAAAGUCAACUGUAGCACUUUUCAUUUAAGUUGUAAACUAAACCCAUGUCCUGACAAUAAAGUGUGUGAAUAACAAGAAGUGUUAAAAAUAAAUAAAUAAUAUAUUUGUCAAGGCCUAGUUUUGGCAGGGGUGUGUGUGUGUGCACGCACAUGCGUGUGUGCGUAUGUGUGUGUGUGUGUGUGUGUGUGUGUUCUAUUAAUCUCUGAUAUAUCCUGU